CAGGCGCUCCUAGGUCUUCCGGCCUACUGUGGGAGACGGUCCGGAACGUUCAGGACUCUGGAGCUCUGCCUUCAGAAAUUUCUACAGUUUUCCAAGAGAGACCAGCAAAAUAUGAACAAAUCCUAUGGAUCCUUCUCAUUUGAGGAUGUGACUGUGGGCUUUACCCAGGAGGAGUGGCAGCAUCUGGGCCCUGCUCAGAGGAUCCUGUACAGGGAUGUGAUGCUGGAGAACUACAGCCACCUUGUCUCAGUGGGGUGUUGCAUCCCUAAACCAGAAGUGAUCUUGAAGUUGGAGCAAGGAGAGCAGCCAUGGAUACUAGAGGAAGAGUCCCCAAGCCAGAGCUACCCAGGAUUGCCCACAGAUAUGCUUUCCUGCCAUACAAGUCCACAUUUCAUUCCUAACAUACUUGGGGAUUCUUGUGAAUUAAUACAUGAAAAGUACAUGGAGCAGUGCUUGGCGUAUGAAGUCUGCAAAGUUGAUAACCAACUAGAAAAGAAUCAAGAAACCCAGGACAGACAUUUUUGUCAAGCCCCGUUUAUCAACAACAAAACACUGACUAUGCACAGAGGUAAUGUAUUAGGAAGCAUUUUUAAUUUCAGCACAGACACAGUUCCUUCCAUAAAAAUACCCUGUAGGUGUGACUCGUGUGAUAUGAAUUUGAAAUGUAUUUCAGAAUUAAUUAUUAAUAAGAAAAACUCUUUAAGUAAGAAGCCUGUUAACCUCAAUACAUAUGGGAAAUUGUUCCUUCAUAUUAACCAUGAACAAACUCAAAUGGGAGAGAAACCUUGUGAAUUCAUUCAAAAUGGAAAAUACCUCAGUCAUAAUGAAGAUUUCAUCCCAUAUCAGAGAAUUAAAAAUAUAGAGCAAUCCUUUAUUCAAAGCGAUAAGGAAUACAAGGAAUGUUGGCAAGCUUUCCAUGAGAAGGCAGUUGUCAUUCCAUAUAACCAAGCUCACAUAGACCAGAGUCCUUGUGAACAUAAUGAAUCUGAUAAAACUUUCUGUAAUGAUUCAGCCCUCAUGGUCCGUAAGAUGGCACAAAGAACAGAAAAUCCUUGUGAGUUUCAUGAAUAUGCUAAAACUUUUGAGAAGUCAUCUCUCUUGGAACACAGAGUUCAUGUAGAGGUGAAAGGUUAUGAGUAUAUUGAAAGAGUGGAUAAUUUCAAUGGGAGAUCAGACUUCCCUGACACAGGAGAGAGAAUAUUUGAAUAUAACAACUUGGGAGAACCCUUCUGGGAGAAGUCAGUUCUGAAUGUAACUCAGAGAACACACAUAGGAGACAAGGUCUGUGAAUGUAAUGAAUGUGCAAAAACAUUCUGCAAAAAGUCAAAACUCACCAAACAUCAGAAAAUACAUACAAGAGAGAAACCCUAUGAAUGUAAGGAAUGUGGGAAAUGCUUCUCUCGGAAAUCUCUCCUCACUUUACAUCAGCGAAUCCACACAGGAGAGAAACCAUACAAAUGUAAGGAGUGUGGGAAAUGCUUCUCUAGAAGUUCACACCUCAUAAUUCAUCAGAGAACUCACACAGGAGAGAAACCCUAUGAAUGUAAGGAAUGUAGAAAAAGCUUCUACCAUAAGUCAUAUCUCACAGUACACCAGAGAAUUCACACAGGGGAGAAGCCCUAUGAAUGUAAUCAGUGUGGAAAAACCUUCAUAAGCAACUCAGUCCUCACAAUACAUCAGAAAACACACACAGGUGAGAAACCCUAUGAGUGUAAUCAAUGUGGAAAAUUCUUCUCUAGAAACUCCUACCUUACAGUACAUCUGAGAACUCACACAGGGGAGAAACCCUAUGAAUGUGAGAUAUGUGGAAAAACUUUUUGUCACAAGUCAGAUGUCACUAAACAUGAGAAAACUCACAUAGGGGGAAAACCCUAUGGAUGUAAUCAGUGCGGAAAAACCUUUAGUCGCAACUCAGGUCUAAAAGUACAUCAGAGAACUCACACAAAGGAGAAGCCAUAUGAAUGUAGUGAGUGUGGGAAAUCCUUUUCUGAGAAAUCAGUCCUCACAGUACAUCAGAGGAUACACACAGGGGAAAAACCUUAUAAGUGUAAUGAAUGUGGAAAAACCUUCUACAAUAAAUCAGACCUCACUAAACACCACAGAACUCACACAGGUGAAAAACCUUAUGAAUGUAAGGAAUGUGGGAAAUUCUUCUCUAGGAAUUCAUACCUUACAGUACACCAGCGAACUCAUACAGGAGAGAAGCCCUAUGUGUGUAAAAAAUGUGGGAAGACUUUUUGCCAUAAGUCAGAUUAUACAAUACAUAAACGAACACACAGAGGGGAAAAAUCGUAUCACUGUAAUCAGUGUGGGAAGACCUUUACUUGCAGUUCAGUCCUCAGAUCACAUCAGAGAACUCACACAGGUGAGAAGCCCUAUGAAUGUAAUGAGUGUGGGAAGUCAUUUUCUGAGAAAUCCAUUCUCACCGUACAUCAGAGAAUACACACAGGGGAGAAACCUUAUGAGUGUAACGAAUGUGGGAAGUCCUUCUAUCAUAAGUCAGAUCUCACUAAGCAUCAGAGAACACACACAGGAGAGAAACCCUAUAAAUGUAAUCAUUGUGGGAAAACCUUCAGUUGUAACUCAGGCCUCAAAGUACAUCAGAGAAGACACAUAAGAGAGAAGCCCUAUGAAUGUAUUGAGAGUGAGAAAACCUCCAAGAAAACAGUUAUCACAGUACAUCCAAGGUUACACACAGGGGAAGAAAAUUUCUAAACACAGCAGUGAGAGAAAUCUUUCUCUUGUGAUUCAUACCUCAAAAUACCACAGAAAAUUCACAAAAGACCUGACCCCUAUGAAUGUAAAGAAUGGCAAAUCUUUUACCGUAAGUCAUCUUCCAAAGUAAAGAAGAGAAUAUUUAUAGUGGCAAAUACUCUGAAUUUGGUGAAUGUUUAAAAAUCUGUUGUAAGUAAGACAACUAAAAGUGACUGUUUGUAGAAGAAACCCUAUUAAUGCGUGUAGGAAAUAUGGGGAAUUAUUUUUAUUAUGAAGUAGAGCUUAUUAAACAAAGAACUUACAUAGGAGAUAAUCCUGUCAAUCAAACAAAUGAGUGAAAAUGUUCUUCCAGAAUUUGGCCAGAAAUAACAAUCAGACCACCCUUGGGAAAAAGUGUCAACAUCUUGUAUUUUUUUGAGACCUUCAUAACACAAGUUGUAUUCAAUGUAUGUCAGGGAAAUAAUAGGGAAAAUACCCAAAGAAUGCA
This is a messenger RNA of Callorhinus ursinus (northern fur seal), 3202 nucleotides long. Lineage: Eukaryota; Metazoa; Chordata; Mammalia; Carnivora; Otariidae. The record is from RefSeq and is a predicted model, not a curated record.